AUGUAUAAUCUUUUCACUCUCCUCUAUAUCCUCGUCCUGUCUCAUCUAGUCUCGACGGUCGCUAUCCCCGUCAACGAACCAAUUGCGAAGUUAAGCAAUGCCGAUCGACUAAAACGAGGGCUUCCAAUCGCUUCACCUAUGGUUCCUUUCAACGCCACGAGAGCACAAGCCGCCCUUGCCAAAAGGUCAACAGCGCCUCAAAUCGCGUAUCUUCAAGGUACACCUACAGAAGCCGGCCGUAAACGUGCGGGUACUCCCUAUGAAACGACGUCUUAUAUGUAUUACGACUCUGCGUCGGGGUUAUUCCGCUUGACUACAACCACCAGUAUGGCAUCUCCCGUCAUCGUCACUACUUAUGGCACUCAACAAUUAUUGUACUACCAAGUCGGAUCGUCCAUGUAUCCCAUAUGCGCGUCCACGUGGAAACAAGGUGAUGCCAAUAAUAUGGAGGCGGACCAAUCAGGAGGUUCAGCUUCAUUCGUAUUGAGUCUUUGUCCAAACCCUCAAACCGUCGCACAAGCCUACGGUUCAAACACUCAACAACCUAUCUGGACUAUACCCCCUUUGAACACUUGGCCCGCUCCAGCUGGCUUCACUUAUUACAACGCCGAUAUGACGACAACUCAAGCUUCUUCUUUUUUCGCAUUCGACGAAUACGCAUAUACGUAUCUCCUCGGCGGAGCAUUAUCAGGUAGCGAUUUUGGAGCCAACAGCUACGUUCCGUUGAUGUCGCUUCAAUUCAUCGCCCAACUCCCGACUUGA
Molecule: messenger RNA, 762 nt
Organism: Tremella mesenterica DSM 1558
Lineage: Eukaryota; Fungi; Basidiomycota; Tremellomycetes; Tremellales; Tremellaceae
Exons: 5
Coding region: 1-762 (253 amino acids)
Source: RefSeq, a predicted model, not a curated record